CGGUGUGAAGUUGGUGUGUACAUACAGAUGAGGAUUCUCGUACGAAAGGCGAGCCAGAUUGGGGUAACACAGGUAGAGCCAGCCGGGUAGAGUAUAGGAGGAAAGGAGGAGGAAGGAAGAGGGGUAGGAGGAGGAAGGAAGAGGGGUAGGAGGAGGAAGGAAGAGGGGUAAGGAGGAGGAAGGAAGAGGGGUAGGAGGAGGAAAUACUAGUGGUGGUAGUAGUGGGAGUAGUUAAUGUAGUGGUAGUGGAAGGAGGAGGAGGACGUAGGGAGGAGGGAGGAGGGGAGGAGGAGGAGGAGGAGGAGGAGACGGAAGGAAGACGAAGGAGGUGGAGGAAGGGAGGAGGGAGGAGGAGGGAGAGGAAAUGUAGGAGGGGAAGGAAGAAGGACGGGGAGGAGGAAAAAAGGAGGAAGUGGAGAUGAACGAGGAAAAGGAGUUGUAGGAGGGGAAGGAAGGAGGAGGAGAAGGUAGUAGGAGAAGACGAGGAGGAGGAAGGAGGAAGAGGAGGAGGAGGGAGGAAAGGUAGAUGUAGGAGGUGAAGGAAGAAGGAGAGGAGGGAGGAGAAGGGGAGGAAGGAGAGGAAGUAGGGUAAGAAGAAGAGUAGGAGGAGGAGGAGGAGAGGAAGAACAAGCAGGAUACAAAGAAGGAAGGAGGAAGAGAGAAGAAGGGUCCGGCCCAAGGGGGGACUGAGAGGAAGGAGGCGAACUUUCGACGAAGUUUUUUCCAGUAAUUUGAAAAGCCCUGUUGUUUCUCUCACAGCUGUUGGCACUCCCAUUAUUUUCGAUUUCUCCUUUUAAAAAAAAUAAAAAAAAAUAAAAAAUUGUUUCGAUUACCAUGCCGAAGAGUGGAAGGGACAUGCAAUCUGGUGGUGUUGAGCGGAUGACACUGCGUGAGUUGAGUCGGCGCUCAUGGGCAGAGGAUGACUUGCCAGCGAGUGCAGCUGAGGCCAAAGCCGCAGGUGCUUUUCGAGCGAUUCAAGCCCGGCAAUCUGUCCCCGUGUCGCCAAGGCACAGCGGCCAUUUGGCAGCGAGCCCGUCUCAAGGGAGCUCCUCCUCCUCCUCAAGCCCAAGGCAUUCACUAGGGGGAGUGGCAACGCUCACACCAGCCUCCUCUCCGAGGACAGGUAGUACUACCCACUCCCCGUCGGGGAUGAUGGGGGGUGCAGUGGCGUCUCCACGGUAUCAAACGUCAAGGUUUUUCCGAAAUUCGAUGUCGGGAAAACAGACGCCGACGUCGCCAAGAGGGGGGACAGCUCAACAGAUGAGGAGCGUGUGGCAUGGAUAUGGAUUGCACCAUCAGAACAGCAGAGCUGGAGUUGUGGUAAGAGUGUUAUGGACGCUAUCUACUCGACGAAUAGGAGUCGCAAUAGCCGUGCUUUUCGCUCUCAUGUCCCUUGUCAUGGUUUUCAACGGCCAAGAAUCGUUUAACCUCAGGAGGUCAUCUUCGGGAGAGGUGGAUGCAAUACAACUGCUCAGAGAGCAAGCAGGUGGGCAAGGUCAGGAACUACCAGAUGAUGUUUUUCGAAACGUCAGCGCCAAGGAAAGAAAAAGACAAACCUUAGAAAACUACGGAAUACGUUUUGUCAAGUUGACGAAGAACGUGGCAGUUACGGGAAGAGAGGGUGGUCAACGUGGAGACUUGGCCGUGGAUGACAACGAAAUUGCAAUGCCAUUGACGUACGUAGGUGGCGGUGCGAAAAGGCAGCCUGCAAUGAAUACUGCUCAGACAAAUCGACAGGACUCAGAGAAUCUCCACAUCAGCAACAAUAACACAGUGCCACCUAUAAUGCAGUUGUCCAGCGUUCAUCGCAAGCAGGCGCGUGCUCGGCCGGUUUUGAAGGGUGGGCACCCUUGCAAAGAUUUUCGCAUGCAGCAGCCACAAUUGGACAAAAAAAGGACAGGACCUCGACGUGCGCAUGAGCGUUUGCAGCUAUGAGUGCACUGGGGAAACCACCGAUGCAGCAGUUGAGGAGCGAACCUCAGGAUUUGCUGAGGGAAACCUAUGAGGCUGGUGUUGAUGCCUGAUCACCACCUGUUGCUACCGCAGGCUGUCCAGUCCUGGUGGGAAGCAGUCCUACGGUGGUUCUCCACCCGGGGUGAGUUCGUCCUCAACUGCAGCUCCUCAUAAUUUACUAAGAACAACUAUAUAGAGUAUCACUCAGAUCAUCAGUCUUUGUUCAUUCAACUACAAUACGUACUUACAGAUAGCCUGAGAUAG
Molecule: messenger RNA, 2217 nt
Organism: Chara braunii
Lineage: Eukaryota; Viridiplantae; Streptophyta; Charophyceae; Charales; Characeae
Source: the annotation of a GenBank genome assembly